Molecule: messenger RNA, 6548 nt
Organism: Fukomys damarensis (Damara mole-rat)
Lineage: Eukaryota; Metazoa; Chordata; Mammalia; Rodentia; Bathyergidae
Gene: Tasor
Product: transcription activation suppressor
Exons: 22
Coding region: 72-4445 (1457 amino acids)
Biological process (GO): negative regulation of gene expression, epigenetic; protein localization to heterochromatin
Cellular component (GO): heterochromatin; nucleoplasm
Molecular function (GO): chromatin binding
Source: RefSeq, a predicted model, not a curated record
CUGAAAAGCGAAGAGAACUGAAGUCUGAUGGUCGUUUAGAUAAGGAACUUUCAGAAUCCUAUGCAUUUCUCAUGGUUGAUCGAUAUCAGGUUCAAAGCAUAUGUGAAAAAGGAUUGCAAGUGGGCCAGUCCAAAAUAACAAUUCUUGGCAGUCCUUCCAUGGGUAUCUAUCUUUCUAAAUAUGCUGACUUAUUACAAGCUAAUCCUUUGGAAGCUGGGGCAGUGGGCGAUGUUGUGAUUUUUAAAAUAAUGAAGGGUAAAAUAAAGAGUAUAUAUGACCCCAUGGGUGUGAAAAACUUGGAAUCCAUGUUAAAUAAAAGUGCUUUGGACCCCACACCAAAGCAUGAAUGUCACGUGUCGAAGACUGCAAGUGGAGUUACAUCACUCUUGGCUUACAGAGCCUAUGAGCUUACUCAGUAUUAUUUUUAUGAGUAUGGCUUUGAUGAACUAAGGCGAAGACCAAGACAUGUUUGUCCAUAUGCAGUUGUGUCUUUUACUUACAGAGAUGAUAUACAAAUUCCAAAGUUUGUUUCCUCAUCAAGAUCUAACAGCUUUAAUGCAGAUAGAAACAUAGAUAAAUUUAACUACACCUUGUGGAAAGGACAGCUUUUAAAUAAAGGAAAGCUCCUGUGUUAUAUUUCUCUGAGGUCAGCCACUCGUGCUUUUUUGCCUAUCAAGCUUCCUGAAAAGUUAGAUGUUGAAACAGUCAUGAGUAUUGAUCAUCUGAAACAGAAAAUUCCUCCAGCGCUGUUUUAUAAGGAAACAUAUAUAGGUCCAAAUGAAGUGUUGAAGAAUGGAAUGUAUUGCAGCCUUUACGAAGUUGUAGAAAAGACAAGAAUUGGAAGUAACAUGGAGAGUUUACUGCAAAAACUAGAUAAAGAAAAACUUGCUCUUGUUAAACCAUUGGGAGACAGAGGAUUCCUUUUUCUUCUUUCUCCAUAUCAGAUGGUUUCUCCAUAUGAACAUCAGAUUGUCAAGUCUCGAAUCCUACAUGCCUUGUUUCUAUUUCAAGAACCUAGAGGCAUAAUUACUUCACAAAAACUUUCAACCAGUGUAGCACCAAAGGAGAGGAACGAGCAUGAGAGCGUACCAGAUAUAUUAAGAAUAGCUCAGUUCUUGCAGUUUGCUUUGAUUCAUUGUCGAAAAGAAUUCAAAAGUAUAAACACUAUAAAUUUUCAUUCUGUUGUUGAAAAGUAUGUAAGUGAAUUUUUUAAGCGAGGUUUUGGUUCAGGUAAACGAGAAUUUAUGUUUUCAUAUGAUUCACGAUUAGAUGAUAAGAGAUUCUUAUACUCAGCACCAAAACAUAAGUCCCAUAUUGAUGAUUGUUUGCAUACCUAUAUUUUUCGGCCUGAAAUGUAUCAGUUGCCUAUUUGUAAACUAAAAGAACUAUUUGAAGAAAAUAAAAAACUUCAACAGUUUAGUCCACUUUCAGAUUAUGAGGGUCAAGAAGAAGAAAUGAAUGGUACAAAAAUGAAAUUUGGAAAACGAAACAACUCAAGGCGUGAAACUGUUAUACCUGGAAAGCAAAAGUCAUGUCAUUCUUUGGAUUAUGAUAAGGAUAGAGUCAAAGAAUUGAUUAAUUUAAUUCAGUGUAGGAAAAAAAAUGUUGGUGGGGACCCAGACACAGAAGAUACCAGAAGCAAGACUGUCUUGAAGAGGAAGCUUGAGGACAUACCUGAAAAUAUGAGAAAGCUCGCCAAAACUAGUAAUUUAUCUGAAAAUUACCAUCUGUAUGAAGAGUCUCCACAGCCUAUUGGCUUAGUUGGGCAUGAUGCUGACUUGAGACGGCCGCAGCAGGAUACCUGUAACUCUGGUGGUGGUGAUAUUCAUAAGCUGUUUAAUUGGCUGUCAGAAACACUAGCAAAUGCACGCCAUUCUGAUGCAUCCCUGACAGACACAGUCAACAAAGCCUUAGGAUUGAACACUGACGAUUCCUACGAAGAGCUAAGGCAGAAACAUGAGUAUAAGUUGAACUCUGUCUCAGAUAAGAAAGAAUAUGAGCAGCCUACUGGUAUGAAAAUUGAAAAUUUACAUUUUAAGGGCAUGCAGAGCCCUUUGUUGGAAGUGAAUACUUCAUCUUUAAAGUAUCCAGUUGCUGUAUCCACCAGUGAAGUAGGCAUUGACCAUAAGCUGCAUUUGAAAGAAGAUCUAAAUUUAAUUAACGUCAAUAAUUUUGAAGAUUGCAGUUUGUGUCCCACUGUUCCCAUUGAACAUGGAUUCCAUAGACAACAGUCUAAGUCAAAUAAUGUUGAAGAGACUGAAAUACAUUGGAAAUUGAUUCCAAUUACAGGAGGGGAUGCAAGAAGCCCAGAAGACCAGCUGGGAAAACAUAGUGAAAAACAACCACCGGGUAUGAAAUCACCAGAUGAACAACUGGUGUGUCUGCCACCACAGGAGGCCUUUCCUAACGACCCCCGGGUAAUAAGUAGACAGAGAAGUUCUGAUUACCAGUUUCCAUCCUCUCCAUUUACAGACACACUAAAGGGCACCACUGAGGAUGACGUACUGACAGAUCAAAUGGUGACAGUGGAAGAGCAGUGUGUGCCAGCAGCAGAGCCAUCGGCAGUGAGUGAAACUACAGAGAGAACAGUGUUAGGAGAGUACAGUCUCUUUUCUAGGAAGAUAGAAGAGAUUUUGAAGCAAAACAAUGUUUUAUAUAUCAGUAAAAUUUCUACACCUAUGUUUUCAACACAAGAGAAGAUAAAACGACUGUCUGAGUUCAUAUAUUCUAAAACUUCCAAAGCUGGUAUACAGGAAUUUGUAGAUGGUUUGCAUGAAAAGCUAAAUACUAUUAUUAUUAAAGCAUCAGUCAAGGGUGAGAAUUUGCCACCAGUUAAUUCUGAUGAUUCUGGUACUACAAUAGCAUUGACUUCUCUUGGAAGGCAUGUUGUAUCAGUUUCUUCAAGUGACCUCAACAAGAAACACCUCCUUGAGCCGGUUUGUAGUGAUGCUUUGAACAAUGCCAACUCUCACGAAGAGCAUUCUUCUUCAACCUUGGGUUUAACUGAAGGAGAAGUGAACCAGCCAUACCAUGCUACUGAGUUAGUGGUGACUUCUGAUCAUACUGUACCUGGUGAUUCUGCCCAGGAACUAGUAGAAAAAGAAACAAAAUCGACCAGUGAUGUAAACAUUUCUGCCCAACCUGCUCUUUCAAAUUUCAUAAGCCAGUUAGAACCUGAAGUAUUUAAUAGUUUGGUUAAAAUCAUGAAAGAUGUCCAGAAAAAUACUGUGAAAUUUUAUAUUCAUGAAGAAGAAGAGAGUAUGCUCUGUAAAGAAAUAAAGGAAUAUCUUAUCAAAUUAGGCAAUACAGAAUGUCACCCGGAACAAUUUUUGGAAAGAAGAUCAAAAUUAGAUAAACUGUUGAUUAUUAUUCAAAAUGAAGACAUUGCAGGUUUCAUUCACAAGGUACCUGGCUUGGUGACUUUAAAGACUCUCCCCUGUGUUAGUUUUGCUGGUGUCGAUAGUCUGGAUGAUGUUAAAAAUCAUACAUACAAUGAGUUAUUUGUAUCUGGAGGCUUUAUUGUGUCUGAUGAGUCCAUUCUGAAUCCAGAGAUUGUCACAAUUGAGAGCCUUAAAAGUUUUUUGGCAUUCCUUGAAGAACUUAAUACUCCAGAAGGAAAAUGGCAGUGGAAAGUGCACUGUAAAUUUCAGAAAAGGCUAAAGGAACGGGGCAGAUUGAAUGCUAAAGCUCUAAGUCUGUUGACACUUCUGAAUGUCUACCAGAAGAAACAUCUGGUUGAAAUUUUAUCAUACCACGGUUGUGAUUCACAAACUCGAAAUGCUCCAGAACUGGAUUGCCUUAUCAGACUUCAGGCUCAGAACAUACAGCAGCGACACAUAGUCUUUUUAACAGAGAAGAAUAUCAAGAUGCUUUCCAAUUACACAGAUAAUGGAAUAGUAGUUGCAACUGCUGAAGACUUUAUGCAAAACUUUAAAAAUCUUGUGGGCUAUCACAACUCCAUCACAGAAGAAAACCUUCCAUUCCUCGGUGCUAAUGAGAAUCUUGAGUCACAGUCAGCUCUUUUAGAAAACGGUGAAAAGGAUGAAGAGGAUAUGUCUCUGGAUUCAGGGGAUGAGAUCUCACAUAUAGAAGUAUGCAGCAAUUCUCAUUUCGAAAUAUUGGCGAAAGAAAUCAAAGGAUCAAGUGGAAGAAAUCAAAAAAAUACUGAAAUUGGGUUGCAAUCAUCUCUUGACGUGCAAAAAAGUUUAUUAGAAGAUAAGACUUCCCAAAUUGAUUUUGAAGACAGCACUUCUGUUGAUAUAGUAUGUCCUGAAGGAGAGAACAGCAAUUCAGCAGAACGAGAUUUGUAUAGCUUCUUUCAGGUUUCUCAGAGUCCAUUAAAUAUGUCCCAUCGGUUUAGUCAUUUUAACGUUCUCACUCAUCAGACAUUUCUGGGGACAUCAUAUCCCCUUUCAGCAAGUCAGACUCAAGAAAAUGAGAAUUAAUUUUUAUCUGCUAAUACUCAGUGUACAUCUCAGUCUCCAUUAAAGUGGAGAAUAAAAUGAUUCUUCCAGGCCAUACUGAAAAAAGAUAUAGUAACUUUGAUUGUUGUGGACCUGUUAACAGUGAAUUAACAAUUUAUAUUCUUUAAACACAAGGUUUCUUAUCCUUUCUGAAAUGCUUCUCUUAUUUAGAUCAUGAUGGCCUGUAACAGUUAAAACACCUGAAAACUGAAAUAAAUAUAUAUAUAUUUCUGACAUAUAUUGUACUUGAAUUAUCUCAUGUUGGCACUUUUUAAGUUCUACAUUUGUCUGUUACUUGUAUUCGAGCUUCAAAUUGAAGCCUGUUUUAUAUGUAAAAUUAGAUGUUUAUAGAAAGAUGGUAAAAAGCAAUGGUUUUACUUUUCCCCCUGUAAUGUUGGAUAAUACAGACUAUUUUGAUUUAAGCUUUUGUAUAAUGUUUUACACAGGUAUAAGCCAGCAAUGUUAAUAUUUAUAGGAGUUUGGCUCUUUACCUCAAGGUGUUUCUAACAAUACCAUUUCAUUUAGGUAAAAACUUGUGUACAUAGGACUUAAUAGCAAGCAGCAUUAUUUUUUAAUCUUAUAGGCUUAGACUGUAAAAAUUCUCCUUAUUUCAGUUUUGAUCAACUUUUUCAAAACAUGGGGCUUUUGUUGUUAUGAAAGGCAUUAAACAAUUUGGAACUUGUAGUCUUAGAUGUAUAUUUUUUAUUUUUGAGUGGUCUUGUUUACCAUUUAUUCAGCACUUUAGUGCUAUAAGUAAAUUCACACAUAAAAUGUAAAGUGGAGAUAAUUUCAAACCCUUAGUUUUACUAAAGUUAACUUUUAUGCUUUUGAAGUUGCACUUUCUACGGUAAAAGUAAUAACAACAGAUUUUAGAGAAAUGAAAUACUCAUACAGGAGCCUGAAUUGAAUUUGAUUACUUUUUAUAAGAGCCUAGAUGUGGCACUGCAAAACAACUUUUUAUAAAACAAAAUGUAUGGUUCGUGUUAAUCAUCUACAUAAAAGGUAUGGAAGAACAAUGUUAACAAAGAAAUUCAGGCUUUAUUAAGGUAAGUAGAAUUUUUUUUUAAUAGGACUUUAAACACCCAGACUGACAGCAGAAAAAAUUUUUUACUACUAGGUUAUUUUUUUUUUAAACAUUCUAUUAAGAAAAAUGCAUUUUACUAUAAUGUACAAGUUUUUAAUGAGCAUUUGAAAAAUAAAUCUAGGCUAUUUGAACAGUGAGCACAUUUUAUCAUUUGAAAGACAAAAAUCACUUUCUAAAUUUUACAUGAAGAAUUAAAAUUCUUUUCUUGAUUUGCAGCUAAAGGCAUGAGAUUAGUUUCCAACUCCUUUUGCUUCUGGAGAAGGCCCUGAAAUCACAUUGAUAUAUUAGUAAAAAAUAUAUUGUAGCCAAGUUGGAAAUUAUUCCUUAUAUUCUUGUCCUGUUAGUAUUUAGCUCAGGAUAGAACUGCUAAUUAGUUGGCCAUAGGCGAAGCCUUGUCUGGAAUUUUUUAGUGAUUUUUGUACAGACCUAAUCUGGAUGUUAUCUAUAUAAUUAUUAUCUGUAGGAUUGUUUUUAGCAUAGCCAGCAGGGAUGACUUUUCUUUAAAAACCUCCAUAAUUAUGAGGCUUCAAGAUGAAAUUCUCUCCACUCCCAAGUGCUCUUAAAAUGGGGAUGAGACACUGAAGUCUUAAAAUUUUGUUUGUUAUGGUGGCACUAAUCUUAAUGGCUAAUGUAAAAGCUCUGCUGAAAUAACACGAGACUAUACUGGUUUGGUGAAUGCGCAUCAUAUUCCUUUCUCUUGCUUUUGGAACUCUUUUGUGAGUUACCAACACUGAAUUAAAUAAAUCCCGUGUUAUCUAACCAGAGCUGGCACACAAGCUCAUGUUAAUGGGCCAGAGUAAGGCAGGUUUUUAGCUCUAUAAAAGGAAAGCAACACCUGAACCAUCUUUUUGGCAUUGGUAAACAACUGGACAUGAAAAAGAACACUUCUAAAUUUUUUCUAAAUACUAAGUACACAUGAAUCAAAAGCUCAGGGAUAGGUUUCAAUGGAUUUGGGCAAGUUAUAAUGAUCUAAUAAGAACAAGGUUAUGUGACCACAAAAA